This is a messenger RNA of Coregonus clupeaformis (lake whitefish), 5190 nucleotides long. Its product is annotated as ubiquitin carboxyl-terminal hydrolase 20-like. Gene Ontology annotation, molecular function: zinc ion binding; cysteine-type deubiquitinase activity. The record is from RefSeq and is a predicted model, not a curated record. NCBI's taxonomy places the organism in Eukaryota, Metazoa, Chordata, Actinopteri, Salmoniformes, Salmonidae. Gene Ontology annotation, biological process: protein deubiquitination. The transcript has 25 exons. Bases 337 to 3204 code for a protein of 955 amino acids.
UGUGUCGUCGAGGUGAUUGAACUUUAGAAUCGACAGUCCAUAACACCUGUAUGUUUUUACUAUGCUCACAGACGCGUGGCUGAAAAGCCAUUCAAGCUCCCAUUCUUGCUGACGUUGUGCAUAACAACACUGACGUAAAACCAUUCUGUACGACGGCAGCAGCUAACAGUACUACAUUAAUGUAACAUUAGCUAGCUAGCUAGCUAGCUAGACGGGAUACCAUCGCUAGCUAGAUGUUAACUUACUGUGUGCCUAUCUUUAACGCACGGUUUCCCGUAAAUGAACUGUUAUGAAUAUUGUUGUUACAUCGCCUGGUGUUGAAGAAGUUUAAUAAACAUGAGUGACCAGGGGGACAUUUGUCCCCACCUGAAUUCCAUAGGGGAGGUCACCAAGGAGGAGCUUCUGCAGAAAUCCAAGGGAACCUGCCAGUCAUGUGGAGCAGGAGGCCCCAACCUCUGGGCCUGUCUGCAGAGCGAGUGUCAAUAUGUUGGAUGUGGAGAAACCUUUUCAGAUCACAGCACCCUACAUGCACAGGCAAAUAAACACAACCUGACAGUGAACCUGACCACGUUCAGGAUCUGGUGCUAUGUGUGUGAGAGGGAGGUGUUUCUGGAGCAGAGGCCUGCAGCCGUACCUACCAUGUCUGCCACACACACUCCCCACCACUGUAAAGCUAUGGAACACCAGGUACGCCAUCGCACAAAGGAUGCAGUUCAUCAACCAGUGAGUCACCACCACCCGUUGAAGGCGGUCCCUAUCGCGGUAGCCGAAGAAGAGUGGUCAGAGUCGGAGGAGGAUGAGCUCAAACCCAGAGGUCUGACAGGGAUGAAGAAUAUCGGUAACUCCUGCUACAUGAACGCAGCACUUCAAGCCCUGUCCAACUGUCCUCCUCUCACUCAGUUCUUCCUGGACUGCAGUGGACUGGUGCGGACUGACAAGAAGCCUGCACUGUGCAAAAGCUACCAGAAACUAAUCUCUGAGCUCUGGCACAAGAAACGGCCCAGUUACGUAGUCCCUACCAGUCUGUCCCAGGGCAUCAAGCUGGUCAACCCCAUGUUCCGUGGCUACGCCCAGCAGGUAGGGGCAAGCUCCCAGCAGGACACCCAGGAGUUCCUGCGCUGUCUGAUGGACCAGCUCCACGAGGAGCUCAAAGAGCCACUGGCAGAGUGUGGCGGGGGAGGGGAGGGGGAUGAGCGGAGGGACGGGGGCGACCGCUCCCCCUCCGAGGACGAGUUCCUCUCCUGCGACUCGGGCGCCAGCAGCGACCGGGGGGAGGGAGGGGGGCUGGGGGAGCCCGAGCUGCUCAUUCAGGACGAGUGUGGGGUGGGGCCGAGAGUUGGAGGAGGGGGGACAGGCACAGGGGGGCCCAUCUCAGAGAAAGAGAGGCUGAAGGAGAAAAGGGUGUCGGGCUCGCCCCUCCACGGGGGCUCCCAGGAGAUGGACGAGGACGCAGAUGUGGACACGACAGCGGCCGAAGAGGGGGCUCUGGAGAGGGGAGCAGAGGAGGAGGAGGGGACCCCCCCUAGCCCUAAGCCACAGAGUCCGAGUAAGACACAGGGGCAGACGCAGAGCAACAGCACUCGAGAGCCAGACAAUGAGGCAUCGAUGCAGCAGCGCCCCCAGUCUCGCCCCUGCAGCCCCGUCCGUACUGUCCAGGAACUGCACCCCAAACUCUCCCCCAGCCCCACUCGCUCCAGCCCCUUCCGCUCUGCAGGGCCCGCAUACUCAUUUAAGAAAGCCCAGCUGUUCCUGGGUGCCAAGAAGCAGAAGCAGUCUCGCUACCGCAGCGUCAUCUCAGACAUCUUCGACGGCUCAAUCCUCAGCCUGGUCCAGUGUCUGACUUGUGACAGGGUGUCGACCACAGUGGAGACCUUCCAGGACCUGUCCCUGCCCAUCCCAGGUAAGGAGGACCUGGCCAAGCUACACGCCUCCAUCCACCAGAACCUCCCUGCCAAGACCGGGGUGUCUCUGGAUGUCUACGGUUCCCAGGGCUGGAUCACCUACAUCAUGGACUCCAUACGCAGGUUUGUGGUGUCCUGUAUCCCCAGCUGGUUUUGGGGUCCUAUGGUCACACUGGAGGACUGCCUCGCUGCCUUUUUCGCUGCUGAUGAGCUCAAAGGGGACAACAUGUACAGCUGUGAAAGGUGUAAAAAAUUGAGAAAUGGUGUAAAAUAUUGCAAAGUACUUCGGCUACCUGAGAUCCUGUGUAUCCACCUGAAGCGUUUUCGCCAUGAGGUGAUGUACUCCUUCAAAAUCAACAGCCACGUGUCCUUCCCAUUGGAGGGCCUCGAACUCCGACCUUUCCUGGCCAAGGACAGCCCCUCCCAGAUCACAACCUAUGACCUCUUGUCCGUCAUCUGUCACCAUGGCACUGCAGGCAGCGGUCACUACAUAGCGUACUGUCAGAACGUGAUUAACGGUCAGUGGUAUGAGUUUGAUGACCAGUAUGUAACGGAGGUCCAUGAGACGGUGGUGCAGAAUGCUGAGGCCUAUGUGCUCUUCUACAGGAAGAGCAGUGAGGAGUCGAUGAGGGAGAGGCAGAAGGUGGUGGCUUUAGCUAGCAUGAAGGAGCCAAGCCUGCUGCAGUUCUACAUCUCCAGAGAGUGGCUGAACAAGUUCAACACUUUCACUGAGCCAGGACCCAUCAGCAACCACACCUUCCUCUGCCAGCACGGAGGGAUCCCGCCCAAUAAAUACCACUACAUUGACGACCUGGUGGUGAUCCUGCCCCAGAACGUGUGGGAGUACCUGUACAACAGUUUUGGAGGAGGUCCAGCAGUGAACCACUUGUACGUGUGUGCCAUCUGCCAGGUGGAGUUAGAGGCUCUGAUCAAACGCAGGAAGGUGGAAAUAGACACCUUUAUCAGGUUGAAUAAAGAGUUCCAAGCGGAGGAGGCUCCUACAGUCAUCCUGUGUAUCAGUAUGCAGUGGUUCAGAGAGUGGGAGAGCUUCGUCAAGGGCAAAGACAACGAGCCCCCAGGUCCUAUUGACAACAGUAAGAUUGGUGUCAUGAAAGGGGGACACGUACAGCUCAAGCAAGGGGCUGACUAUGGUCAGAUUUCAGAGGAGACGUGGCAGUAUCUCCUCAGUAUCUAUGGUGGAGGGCCUGAGAUUGCAGUGAGACAGACAGUGCCGGCCCCGGCCCCCGACACAGACAGCCUGCAUGGAGAGAGGAAGAUAGAGGCAGAGACCAGGGCACUCUGAGAAAUGGUCGUCUGUGUUUGACUCCCCUUUACACUAGCCCUCACUGGAGCUGAGGGGUUUGAUUUGCACCUGGGUGAAGAGAAGCCUUGUCGUGAACACUUUGUAAAACGUAGCAACGCGCCUCAUUCUAUUACCUGUGCAGGAAGACAUAGUGGUCAAUUAUCAUCAUAUCGUAGUAGAAAAGGUCUUAUUUAUUGAACAAACUCUUAAUAAGAUGUUUAAGUAAGAAAAUAUACAUUGCGUGACGCCAUGUCUUCGAAGCUAUUUUGGUAGUUGCAGUAGGUUGGUGACUUCAAAAUCUAAAUAGCUGCUGUACUACUGUAGUAACGGUGUCCUGCAAUCAGACGAGAGGCGGAGGGAGGGAAUGGCAUCCGGUGCCGAGGGCCGUGACAUCAUCAGUGUGAAUUGCUGCUCGACGAAUUGGGUGAACUUUUACAUUCAUCUUUUUUGCUGCAGGCCCCUAACAGCAAACAUUCAAUGACGAUACGUCUGCCACUCAAACGUUUUGAUUUGAUUUUAGCGAGACAUUGGAAGAGGAUGGAUGUAAAAAAAGAAAAGGUUGUUCAGAGCGUGUUUUGAACGUUGCGAUGUUGUUGCAGUGUUCCACUCCCUUUCUGAGGAGGACUGCAAAGUUUUCGGAUUGUCGUGACUCGUGGUGUCUCAUCGCAUUGUAGAUUUAUUUAUUUAAGUCAUACAGAUCGAGGCUUAUUCCAUCAAUACCCCCUAGUGGUGUACAUUUACAGACAGUAUGAACAAGCAGAUUAGGUGAUUAUCUCUCUCCGUUCCUUAGUGUAGGAGACUAGACUGGUCCCAGAUCUAUUUGUGAUGUCUUACCAACUCUAUGGUCUAGUUGGCAAGACGGCACAAACAGUUCUGGAACCAGGCUAGUAGGAGACAGCAGCAGAUCUACAGGGGAGGAGGGAACCCUCCGGUGCAUGCAGCCCCAGGUUAGGACAGGAUAUCAGGCUAGGAGGGGAGGAAAGAGAGGGGGGAGAUCCAGUGUGCAUGUAAAUACUGCACGCUAAAACAGGUUCAAACUUGUUUUUGUUUUGUUUUUGGGAGGUAGGACGAUGUUGUUAUGUACUUUGAAAAGAGAUGAUGCAAGCGGUGAUGUCAUUAUGAGCUUUCCCUGAGUAUGCCAACUAGCCAUUUAAUGGUUAAAAGACAUGCGUUCAAGUGUGUGUAUGGCUACUGUAGCAAUGCUAUGUAAUGGAUGCUGUCUAGUCGGUCCAAACAAUGUUUGAACCUAAAAGUAUAGGUUUGAGAAAUUUCUGAGGGAUUCUGUGCUGCCGUGCUUGUAAGUGGUAUGUCAGUGUCCAAAGAGUAAUUACGUAAUUUUUUAAAAAGAGAACGUAAUUUUGUCCCCUUUAAAAUAUAUUGGUUUUUUUUUGUAUUCUUGUAUUUUUGUCAAUUCUGUACAGAGGUGAAACCUCCAAGAGUGUCUAUAUUUGUUUUUGUGGAGAAGUGCAAUGAAACAUUUCUGGCUGUCUAUCUGUGCUCAGACACCUUAGAAUAGUUAAUAUUAUUAUUAUUGUUAUUAUUAUUAAAGUCUGCAGAUGGGUUGCUAAAGCGUUGUAACUUAGUUAUGACAGUGGACUACAGUGACGAUCCUUGUGCUGCAGUAUUAUUCCAAAGUCUUUAAAACGCUCCGUGAUACUUGUCUUAAUUCACCUCACUUCAGAAUUCCUGGUUUGUGUGUCUUGGGUUGUGUACACACACACACACACACACACUCACUCGCGUGUAAGAGAUUAUUUUCACUGGUUGAUGAUUUAACAUAAAGACAUUGCUGUGGUGGAAUUGAUUGCAUAGAUAAUGACUCGGAAUGAAUCAACUUGUUUUUCAAUGACGAUAGUGUCUGUCAUGGUCACAGUAAUGAUGAACUAUUGAUGCUGUUCGUCUUCAGUGGUUCAUCCAAACUCAGAUGAGUGUCUGUAAAACUGAUGUAAUUAUGAAUGAUUAUAUGAUUAAAAGACUGUUCUUUCA